Molecule: messenger RNA, 4389 nt
Organism: Apis florea (little honeybee)
Lineage: Eukaryota; Metazoa; Arthropoda; Insecta; Hymenoptera; Apidae
Gene: Shal
Product: potassium voltage-gated channel protein Shal
Biological process (GO): action potential; protein homooligomerization; potassium ion transmembrane transport
Cellular component (GO): membrane; voltage-gated potassium channel complex
Molecular function (GO): A-type (transient outward) potassium channel activity; protein binding
Source: RefSeq, a predicted model, not a curated record
UUGAAGAUGGCGUAGAGGGUAGGUAGAGGGAGGAAUGACGUCAUAGUUGAGGGUUGCCCGGGCAACGGGGAAGCGGUUCGCGUCGGGACACCGUCGUGCGUCGCCACCGCCGCCGCGACGUAAAAAUCAAUUUGGACCUUGGCUAGGUGACCGUUCGCUCGGCGCUGCGUCGCGGCUGCUCCGGUGGCUCGAGCCUCGAGAGCACCACGCUUCCCUUCCGGAGCUGCCGGUUACCUCGCCACCGAGCGAGCGAGGGAACGAACGAACGAACGAACGAACGAGUGAGCGAGCUAGCUAGCUGGAUAGAUAGCUAGGCGACCGACCGACCGACCGACCGACCGACCGACCGACCGACCGACCGACCGCCUGACCGAUACCGCACCGCGAGCAGCAGCUCAGUCGCGAGUCGUCAACCGAGCGGGUACGCCAGACGGUAGAGAACGCGUCUGCCAGGCGAGCGUGUUCGCUGACGCGCACCCUUCCAUUCGUCGCACGCGGCCGACCAGCCGCACACACACACGCACACACACGCAUACACAUAUACGCAUACACACAUACACACAUAGACACACACAUUCUCUCUCUCUCCUCCCCCCCUCUCUCCCUCUCUUCUCGAUACUUUUCGAUACGUUUUCCUACGCAUUCACAAGGAGGACAAUGAUCCACGAGGAGGAGGAGGAGGUUUCACGGUGUCACGGUGACGAGCAUCGGUGAAGUCAUCGGUGAAGCCAACGUUUUUUUUUCCUCCCUCGGAUCGUGCGAGAACGUGGUGAACCGAUCGAGUUUUUGUGCGCAAGGACGCGAAAUGAAACGACGCGAGGGGACGACGCGUAGCACAACAAGGGAGUUGGAGCAACUGUGCUGCGUGGAACGCUUGUAAACACACGGAGGAGAGAGAGAAGGUUCUCGGGGCCGGAUUGUUCCGGUCGAACGAGGAGGGUCGCGGGAGCGCCGGCUUCCUGAUCUUCCUCCCAUUCGUAAAUUGUUGGCAGAGGUGAGGUGUCGAUCGGAGAGGAUAUCGCGGGCGAAAGAGAGGAUCAAAGGUUCGAGGGGAGAAGCGAGUCGUGAAUUUUCAUCGAAGGAUAAUUAGUGGAUUUGUUGGACGAGUCGAGGAGGCAAGCUUCUCCAAGCUUUCCGGUUUUUUCCGUUCGAUCGAGUCAUGGAACGGGGUUCGUGAGAAGAUCGACGGAUCGAUCGAUCAAUCCAAAUGUGGCGAUUGAUGAAAUGACGGCUGGAUGUCGAACGAUGGAACGUUAAAUCGAAAGGCUGUGCUCUCUGUUCAGAGUUGUGGUGUCACGAGGAACGAGUCCACGGUGUGACGCAUGCGACGUGCCGUCUAUCGCGAGAGCUGUGCGUCGUGGAAAACAUCUGCGCGACCGGUGAAGCUUUUAACUCGUGUGCCUCCCCGCUCUCUGACGUCGUGUUACGUCGACGAACGGAAUCAGCGUGGUCCUUGCGUGCUGUGUGAUCCGCGACAGGCCUCGAGCGAGUAAAAAAAGCUUGCGCGUGCCAAGAACGAUACAGGCUGAAUCAGCACCACGGCCACUCACUGCUCGUUCAACGUUUCGCGGACGAUGCUCGCGAGCCACGUCGAAGAGGAAACCGCGAAAAUAUAUUUCGACCUCUCGUUCCUUGAACGUUGAAACUCUCGUUCGUCGAACGUUCGUCGUUGAAAAUAUUCUCCUCUUGAAUCCGAUCGAAAACCAUAGCGAAACGUUCGUUCUUGGCGAGACGAAACUCUUGGCGAAAAAGGAGAGACGAAAGUAGUAGCAACAGCAGCACCACCACCACCAUCACCACCAGCUUCGUUCUCUUCCGGGAAAAGAAGAAAACGACAACGACUCGGAUCGACAAGGAUUGAUCAACGAAGAGGAUAGUAUACAACGGCGAUUUAUCUUAGGAAAGGAUCGAUCACGCGAGCAAAUCCGACAGAAUUCCGUGUCGCGAAAAAAUAGCCGUGAAUAAAUCGAAAUAUCAUCGGGAUUCGUGGAUCGCCGCGUGAUUCGUUCGAAAAAAAUGAGUACGCGGCUGUGCCUCGAUACCAGUUGUUGCGAGUGAAUGGAAAGGAUCGGUCUCUUUCUAUUAUAUUCCUCGACGAUGUAGCAGGAUCGUGCAUCUCGACGAUUCUCGAGGAUACUCUUUGGUUGGCGUAGGCCAGUUGCCCGACUCGACACGGUUGCAACACGGUUGGACAGAGAGGGAGACAAGAGGAGGAAGAAGAGGAGGAAGAACAGGUGGAAGAUCUCGAAGCUCGAUCUCGAUCGAGUGUUUGAUCGUGAGAGGCAGGAAGAAGAGAGGGGGAGGAAGAGAGAGAGAGAGAGAGAGAGAGAGAGAGAGAGAGAGACGAGGUACGAGGAAACGUAUCGAUGAUGGUGAAGGGCAAGCUGCCAGAAGACGAUUGGUUGCCGUGGUGCUCGCGACUCAUUGCUAGGGGCUGUUGCCGUUAUUGCUAAUAUCGCGAGUCAAGUGGCAAUAAGUAAACAAUAGCUUAAAAAAGCGAAGGAAUGCCGUGGUACGAUGACGGAGUUGGUGGUCGUCGACGAUCUUAGGAUCGCGGUGUCGUUGCCGACGUCGUCGUGGUCGUCGUCGGCGUCGUGGUCGUCGUGGUCGUCGCGGUCGACGCGUAGCUGGUGGGAACGCUGUUGCACGACCAGCUAAUACAGACGGACCAGAUCGUUCGAAUGGCGACGGGUCUCGAGCGGAGACCGCUACGAGAUUGUCGAGGACAUUUUUAACGAUCGAACGAUCCGUAGAACGAGAAACGGCAUUUCGGGGGAGGGAUUUCCCUAUUCGUCGAGAAAGAACAGCCGGCAACAGCCGCCUCUCCUUCGGGGAUACCCCCAGGCACCUCGAGUUUUAGCCGGAUUACUGGUUCCUCGAGGCGUCGAAUAAACGGAGCUCGCGCGGGUGAGUCGAACAACAUCGAGAACAAAAGGGGGCAAAACGCGUGAAUGCGUGAUCGAGGUGAGGUAGAGCGCGAACAGGAGGAAGAUCGCACACAUCGAUCGAUACGACAGUGAUCGAAGAACGUAACUCGUAUAUCGUAUCGAUUGUUGGAUUGGAACGACGACGAUGAAUGGAAGAGACUGAAGAACAUUGAGAAAGGUACGGGGAAGAAAGGAAGGUAAUAGGAGCGAAGUAGUAGUAAUAAUAAUAACAAUAAUAACAAUAAUAAUAAUAAUAAUAAUAAUAAUAACAAGAGAAAAUAGGAGAGAGGAAGGAGAGUAGAAAAAUUUAGGGAAGGAAGAAAACUAUUCCACCUUCGAGCAUGGCCUCGGUGGCAGCAUGGCUGCCAUUCGCUCGUGCGGCGGCGAUUGGUUGGGUGCCGAUCGCUACACAUCCACUGCCACCGCCGCCGAUCCCCAAGGAUCGUCGCAAGGCCGACGACGAGAAAUUAUUGAUAAACGUGAGCGGCCGUCGCUUCGAGACUUGGCGGAACACCCUCGAGAAGUAUCCGGACACUCUUCUCGGCUCGAACGAGCGCGAGUUCUUUUACGACGAGGAGAGCAAAGAGUACUUCUUCGACCGUGAUCCAGACAUAUUCCGCCACAUAUUGAACUAUUAUAGAACCGGCAAGCUUCAUUAUCCGAAGCACGAAUGCCUGACAAGCUACGACGAGGAGUUGGCGUUCUUCGGUAUAUUGCCGGACGUGAUCGGCGAUUGCUGUUACGAGGAUUAUCGGGACCGGAAACGGGAGAACGCGGAGCGUUUGAUGGACGACAAGCUGAGCGAGAACGGGGAUCAAACUCUUCAGCAGUUGCCGGACAUCAGGCAAAAGAUGUGGAGGGCAUUCCAGAAUCCACACAUCUCGACGGCGGCUUUGGUAUUUUAUUAUGUAACAGGAUUCUUCAUCGCCGUGAGCGUGUUGGCGAACGUGGUCGAGACCGUGCCGUGCGGUAAUCGUCCGGGACGCGCCGGCACGCUUUCAUGCGGCGAGCGUUACAAGAUCGUAUUCUUCUGCCUGGACACCGCGUGCGUUAUGAUAUUCACCGCGGAAUAUCUGUUGAGGCUGUUCGCGGCUCCGAGCCGGUGCAAGUUCGCGCGAUCCGUCAUGUCCAUCAUAGACGUGGUCGCAAUCCUCCCGUACUACAUCGGUCUCGGUAUCACCGACAACGACGACGUAUCCGGUGCAUUCGUUACGUUGCGCGUCUUCCGUGUGUUCCGGAUCUUCAAGUUCUCGAGGCACUCGCAGGGGCUCAGGAUCCUCGGUUACACGUUGAAAUCGUGCGCCUCGGAGCUCGGUUUCCUCGUCUUCUCCCUCGCCAUGGCGAUCAUCAUAUUCGCCACCGUGAUGUUCUACGCUGAGAAGAACGUCGAUGGGACGAACUUCACCUCGAUACCUGCCGCGUUCUGGUACACGAUCGUCACUAUGACUACGUUAGGGUGAGU